Molecule: messenger RNA, 996 nt
Organism: Erythranthe guttata (spotted monkey flower)
Lineage: Eukaryota; Viridiplantae; Streptophyta; Magnoliopsida; Lamiales; Phrymaceae
Product: zinc finger A20 and AN1 domain-containing stress-associated protein 8
Molecular function (GO): DNA binding; zinc ion binding
Source: RefSeq, a predicted model, not a curated record
AUUCAAAUCUCUCUCUUUUCUCUCACACACACUAACAUAUUUCCUGUUCGCUUCUAGGGGGAUCCCAGGCUGAAACUCUGACAAGUUAUUCCCUUUUGUCCCCUCCGCGAACAGGAAAUAUCCAAAAAAUGGAACAGAACGAGACGGGAUGCCAAACCCCUCAAGCUACGAUCCUCUGUGUCAACAACUGUGGAUUCUUCGGCACACCAGCAACACUAAACAUGUGCUCCAAGUGCUAUAAAGACGUCGUUUUGAAGCAAGAGCGAGCCGAAUUCGCAGCUUCGUCUUUCCAAAGCAUCAUUAAUGGCAGCUCCAAAAAUGGAGCCAAAGUUUCAGAUGCUGCUACCGCUGUUAUAGCGGAAGCAAACGCCAUCUCAUCUGAUUCCAUGGAAGCUUCUAGAAGAACAUCUUCCGAAUCACCAGCGAUUGGUGGAAGCGACGAAGCUAAUAAACAAGGCCCGAAAAGGUGUGGGGCCUGCAAUAAGCGUGUCGGUUUGACGGGCUUCAAUUGUCGAUGCGGCAGUAUGUUUUGUGGGGUCCACCGUUACUCAGACAAACAUGACUGCCCCUUCGAUUACCAUGCUGCUGGCCAGCAAGCUAUAGCCAAAGCCAACCCUGUUGUGAAAGCAGAGAAACUCGACAAGAUUUAAAGAAUUGCAAGUAAGCAAAAUCUUGAAAUCUCCGUGUUUUUUUCUUCUCAUCUAUUCGACAUGGGUUUGAAUUGGUGUUGUGCUACUCUGGUUGAAGAUGAUGUACUAAGCAAGCAGUCGAAGUGGACUUGGGAAAUGAAACUUAGGUAUUCGAUUGUUUUAAUUAAACGAGAGAAUGUGUUUUGGCCCUAUGGUCUAGUGCUUGUUUGUUUGAUUGAUGGCUAUUUAUGGAUUGUCGUUUCGCAUUAGACUUUCUUGUGGCGCAUUUGAUCGACUAAUAAUUUUAGUGGUUUCUUCAUGAAAUCAAGCACUUGGUGUUACUACAAAAAUAAAAUCGAUUAUCCGG